Messenger RNA from Trypanosoma conorhini, 753 nucleotides. RefSeq lists its product as uncharacterized. The transcript has a single exon. Bases 1 to 753 code for a protein of 250 amino acids. Lineage: Eukaryota; Euglenozoa; Kinetoplastea; Trypanosomatida; Trypanosomatidae. The record is from RefSeq and is a predicted model, not a curated record.
AUGGACGACCCUCUGCAGCUGCGAGCUAGACGUCGCUAUCGAACAUUGCUGCGACAGGCACAGUCUUUAGAAAAACUUGGUCAGACGGAUGAGACACUCACUACCGAGCUUCAGAGGCUUGAGCAAGACUAUCCAAGCUUAAAAGAACGGGCGGGAUGUGUUGAGGGCGGGACCGGAUUAAGCGUGGAUCCUGUAAAGAGCCAAGAGACUUCUGAACCAAAGUUGACCUCCAGGACACCAUUCACUUUUUCCGCUGCUUCACCUUCAGCAAAGGAAAAACAUCACAACUAUGCUUCCUCUUCAGCGUCGCCAGAGGCGAGUGUUAUAGGUAAACCGAAGCACGCGGAUUGUGUGGGUGAGGAAAGAUCUGGCGCUGCUUCAUCCAUCACUGGGGGAGCUUCCUUUUUGUUCUGUGCCGCGACCAUAUGGAGUGAGGCCUACUUGCCGACUUCGUUUAGUGUAUUUUCCUAUUACCUUAUCACGCUUUUGACCAUUAUUAUUUUGCUGCUUCAUCGUUACGUUGUGGACCCGAGCUCUAUGCUCGGCCAAUUCAUCUCACCUGUGUUGUUUAGUUGCUUGGUUCAUUUGCGAGGCCUUUUUCUUAUUCAUUUGAAAACGCCAGGAAGAAUAUCCAGGGCAAUGCUGCUGGUUUACCUUUUUUUUGACCUUCUGCCCUCGAUGGUGUUUGUGUUUCUUGUGUACACGCUAACAUCAAUUGUUCUGGAACUGGUGGAGCACUGUUUUCUAUGGUAG